AUGAUUCACUUGUUUCUCUCACUGCUUCUGGUACCGUUAAUCCAAGCUAUACCGGAAUGUUUCAACGAAGUGCCCGGUCGUGUACUGAGCGGCAGUUCCAUUUUGAUUCUUGACGAGCUAUCAUUGCCUCAAUGUAGAACAGCUUGCUUAGAAUUGGAGAAAGAGAGAUGCAGAUCUUUCUCAUAUUCCACAAAAAAUGGACUUUGUCAAUUGAACAGUAAAGAUCGAAGUGGGGGAGGUAGAUUAGAUAUCAGUCUUGGAGAUACCAGCUAUUUUGAGCGUUUCUGCUAUGAUAAGCCAAGUGUUGCUAUUCUCCGAGACGAAAGCCUUUUUAUUGAUAACUGUUAUGAACAAACAAAAGGAAAGAUACUAAUUGGUAUUGUCGACCAACUCAUUCAAGAUAUAGACACUAUCGAAUUAUGCCAAAAGGCUUGUCAAAAAAGCCAGGAGAGGUUCGAAGUUGUUUGUAAGAGUGCAGCCUAUUAUGAAAAAGAAAAAGAGUGUAUUUUGGCAUCUCAAUCACGUCAUGAUAUUCCUGACUUGUUUAUCGAUGAUGACAAUGCUGUUUAUAUAGAGAAUGUAUGUUUGGGACCAAAACCCAUGAGGCAGAACGAAGUGAAGAAAGUGGAGAUCAAUAAAAAUAAGAAGAAUACUGUCAACUCACAAUCGGUUGGAGAUACUGACAAGUUAUCAGAAAAUACGAAAUUAUCCCUCGGGAAGAUUUUAACCAGUAAAAAUCCUUUGUUGAGAGCAACAACGGUGGCCCCAUUGGAACAAUCUGGAUAUGAUUCGCCUUCAAAUGACAUUCUCGAUCAUAAGCAGGAAGCUAUGCUGGCAAGUACCCCAAUCUCAAUACCAUCUAUAGAUCCAAAAGUUGUUGACUCUUAUGCUGUUGAAGUAUCAUCCACUUCUAUUGCACCUGAAGCUGCCGUAGUGCAGACUUUGAAAAGUUCGUCAAGUUAUAGCAGAAGGUUGAAAGACGAGCGCAUUCGCACGUGUUUCACAGAAGUGAAACCUGCCAGAAGAUUUGAAGAAUCGAGAAUAAGCAAAGCAUACUCUUUGGAGCAAUGUACUGAUAUCUGUAGGUUAUGCUGGAGAUGUUUGAGAGGAAAGAAAUGUCAAUCAGUAGCUUAUAACUCCGAAAAGGAAAUUUGCGCUCUCUCAUUAAGUCCAUUAAUUGAUGGAGGAUCAGGAGAUUCCAAUUUCCUUUAUCACAACAGAGGAGAAUGUUAA
Messenger RNA from Auanema sp. JU1783, 1233 nucleotides. The record is from the annotation of a GenBank genome assembly. NCBI's taxonomy places the organism in Eukaryota, Metazoa, Nematoda, Chromadorea, Rhabditida, Rhabditidae.